Molecule: messenger RNA, 381 nt
Organism: Pieris macdunnoughi
Lineage: Eukaryota; Metazoa; Arthropoda; Insecta; Lepidoptera; Pieridae
Source: the annotation of a GenBank genome assembly
AUGCGUAUUAGAUAUGCGUCAACACGGUACGGCGAAGUGCGAAAGGUGGACACCGGCGGCCCUGUUAGACAUCAGAGCGGACUGGGUCGUGAGUGGAGCGUGCGUGGCGGCGCCGCCGCGCACGCUCGUCGCCCGCCCUCCCCGCGCCCGCCCAAUACCCGAGACGCACCGACGCCCAAACCUAGCGAAAGAUAUGACGGCCAGCGCCCAACAUUUACUUUUCUGUUUUCAGCGAGUAUGGCAUCGGGGUCGAGGUCUAAUGCCUUCAACUCUGCUGUUCACCAUAAGCUUCUCCAAGUUAUGAGGGAUCUCUGUGUGCUAUCUAAAGAAGCAGAGGGCCUUAGGCAACACACUGAAGAAAGACCACUGGUGGUUGUCUGA